UUUUAGUAGUAUCGAUUUGUUGUUGAUUUAAAAUCAGCUGUUUAUUUUUGUUUAAACUUUGACGUAUUAAAAUGUUUUCAUACUUAUUUCUGAUUGGAAUUAUAUCUUCUAUUUCUGUGCAACUUAUCGAGGGAUACGAAAGUAGUGAAAAAGUUAUUCUGUAUGUGAAUAAAGUGGGGCCUUAUUUCAAUCCUCAUGAAACUUAUCACUAUUACCAGCUGCCAGUUUGCCGGCCUGAAAAAAUUGAGCACAAAAGCUUAACUUUAGGAGAAGUCUUAGAAGGAGACCGAAUGGCAUAUUCUAUGUAUAAUAUUUCUUUUCGAGUUCCUAUCAAAAAUGAAAAACUUUGUUCUUUAUCUUUGAAUGAAAGAGAAAUUAUUCAGUUGAAAGAAGCUAUUGAGGAUUUGUAUUAUUUUGAAUUUAUAAUAGAUGAUCUUCCGCUUCAUGGAUUCAUCGGCCAUCUUGAAGAAGGAGGUUUUUUGCCCCAUUCUCACAAAAUUUAUUUGUGGACACAUUAUACAUUCAAUAUUAUGUAUAACAGUAACAAAAUUAUUUCUGCUAAUGUUUCAACUGCAGGCGUCUCUCCCUUGAGUUUAAAUGAUGCAGUGGCUCCUUUUCCCAUUACACAUACAUAUACAGUGAAUUGGAUUGAAACCAGGGAAACUUAUGAUGAUCGAUUAAAAAAAGCAAGGAGCUCUUCUUUCUUCCCUAAAACAUUAGAGAUACAUUGGCUUUCUGUCAUUAAUUCAGCUGUUCUUGUUAUGCUCUUGUUGGGUUUCGUUGUAGUAAUUUUGACCAGAAUCUUACGAAAUGAUUUUGCCCGUUACAAUGGUGAUGUUGAUGAUAUUGAAAAUUUGGAAUGUGAUGAAUAUGGUUGGAAAAUUAUUAGGGGAGAUAUUUUUCGUUUUCCUCCAUACAAGAGCCUAUUUUGUGCCAUAUUAGGUGUAGGAUGUCAGUUUCUCUCCAUAGCAUUUGGGAUUGUAAUCAUGUCUUUGUUAGGUUUAUUUAAUGUUCAUAAACAUGGAGCUAUGAAUACUUUAGCAUUUCUUCUUUAUGCAUUUACAUCUGGUGUUGCAGGAUAUGUCUCGGCCUCAAUGUAUAAAAAAAUGUUCGGAAAAUUAUGGGUCUGGAAUAUAAAUUUGACUUCUUUCUUAUUUUCUGGCCCAUUUUUUAUUAUAUGGAGUAUACAGAAUAGCAUAGCUUGGGCAUAUGCAUCAACUCAAGCUCUUCCUGCCAGUACUAUUACAUUACUUCUAGCAGUAUGGUUAUGUGUGGGCUAUCCUCUUUGUAUUAUUGGUGGAGUUUUAGGGAAAAACUGGAGUGGUAAUUUUGAAGUUCCCUGUCGAACCAAGCAUAUACCGCGUGAAAUACCACCAGUAAACUGGUAUCAUUCUGCUGUUGUACAUUGCAUCAUUGGUGGAUUUUUACCUUUCAGUGCUAUAUCUGUUGAACUGUAUUAUAUCUUUGCUACAGUCUGGGGAAGAGAACAAUAUACACUCUACGGUGUAUUAUUUGUAGUGUUUUUUAUACUACUGAGUGUAACUGCAUGUAUAUCUGUUGCACUUACUUAUUUCCAACUGUCAUCUGAAGAUUAUAAAUGGUGGUGGAGGUCCAUUUUCAAUGCAGGUUCUACUGGUGCAUUUGUGUUGAUCUAUGCCACGUUCUACUAUCUGCAGCGUUCGAAUAUGGAAGGCCUUCUACAAGCGGUGGAAUUCUUUGGAUAUACCUUGUUGACUUGCUACGUCUUCUUCCUGACGCUGGGCACAGUGUCCUUCUUUGCCUCACUUCGUUUUGUGAGGUACAUCUACCAGAAUGUGAAAGCGGACUAGUUUGUGCACCUCUGGGUGAUUUUUCUAUGUCUCUGGGGCAGAAUGGGCAUGUGCACAAAAAUGCUUCGGGAGAUGAUGGUAUUUGGAUGCUUUUAGCAAUUCUCUUAUUGAUGUGCAUAUGUAAAUACUUCGCGAUGUUGUGUGGACGCAGGAUUGGCAACUGCUCAAGUUCUUGAUGGAUGUCUGUUCCUAAAAUGUUGGUCAAAGUCAAACGGAUUUUUGUUGUUGAUUACCAAAAUUGUUACGAACCAAACGAAUUAUUUGAAAAACAGACAAUCAGGAAAUUGAAAAUCGUGUAAUUUGAAUCUUAAUUGCAAAGAAUUCACAUUAAAACUUCUUUCGCACGAAUCGUUUCAUGUAUUUUGCUUUUAUAAUACAGAAACUGUAACCGAUUUUAACUUAUGAGUCAAUAUUUCGAGUUAUCGAGUCGGUAUUUUGGUUUUAUUUGAUGUAAACACUGCCAUUAGUCAAAAAAUAGCCGUCGCUCUUAAGCAUAGGAAAAGUUGUGCGUCUUCCUUUACCAAUACAUAUUUGUUUUCAUAUGCAUGUCUUAAAUAAAUAGAGUCAAAUAUAAAUAGAUUUUGUAUGCAUAUAUAUGUAUAUUAUUUUUAAAAGUUAGUGUAGUAUGUAUAUCGCUUAAAAAGACAAAACAAUUUUAGACGAUAGCCUAUAGUCACCGAAUGGUAAAACUGGCUUUGAAUUUUGUACUUAAUUUCCUUUAUUUUAUGAGAAAAUGCAAAAAUCUAGGAAUCAAACGGGACUCCUUAAAUUAGAUAAUUAACCUAGUGAUAAAAAUAGUUACAUUGAAUUUUUAUUUUAAUAGUUUUUGUAAUCAACUAAAUUUAAAUUUCAACUAACUGUCAUAAAAUUUGCAUUUGCCAAUCUUGUGGUUUAUAAAAUUAUACAUAGUAAAAAAAAAAAAGACUUUUAAUACUUUACUGAUUAGAACUCUGUAUAUAAAUUUUAUGAAUUCAAUCAUGCGAAAAUAUGAUUUUGUGCAUGCAUUUAUUUGGCGCCAGACUGGGAGGAUUUCGAGUACUUGUAUUUACAAUUCCGAAUUCUGAUAGAAUUUUACUAUAUACAUGUUUGAUCUCUUUUUUGUAAUUCAUUUUUAUUAUUUUAUGCUUUUGGCACUUUUUCGUUUAAUCGACAGCAGGUUAUCACCAUAUAUAGAUGUGUUGCGCAAAAUAUCGUUUUUCUUUCAAUGCCACUGUUACAAAUAUUGAAACCGCGCAUCGUGAAGGUGGCGAGAUAUCGCACGUUUCUUGGCGUGCUUGGCACUCAUUUUACCAGCUAUCGAACUAACUCAAAAGUUCUAAAAAAAAUUUAAUGGAUUUUUUUUUUUUUUUUUUUUUUUUUUUUUUUAGAAAGGGUAGAUUAGAUUUAUUCUGUUAUAUUUGUUAUAUAUGCUUUUUUUGUAAUUAAAGAAUUUUUUUUUUAUUUUGUUCCUAAUAGUUUUCAUGCACAAAGAGCAAAACUCAUUUAAUUAAUGCUUAUUCUAAAACUUAAAAAAACAAAAAACAGAUCGAUUUUCUGCUGCUAUUUUUUUAUUGAAAAGGAUAUUAAAGUAUUCAUUAUAUUUUUAAAAUAUAGGUGUGGGGAUUUGUAUUUAUAUAGAUAAUUAAAAAAUUUUUGUUCCUUUGUGAAAAAUAUGUAUAUUCCUAUUUAACGUCAUUUGUUACUUUUGAUUUUGAGCUUGAAUUGUUGUUUUUAUUUAUUGAUAUUUUUAUUCGCAAUGCAAUUGCUUUAUUUCAUGUGCAAUAACUUUAUUUUGUUAUUGGAGCUUCAUUUUUUUUCCAAAAGAAUCUAUUCGCUUUAAAUUUAAUGCAAAGGAACUGAAAUUUGUAUUGCUUGGAUAUAUAAUUUGUUUUUAUUUCGUAAAUACUUUAUUUAAGAAUAAUGAUUACCAUUGUGAUUUAUUUUUCUUUUAAUUUUACUUUAUUAUUAAUUAAUAAAUUAGUUAUUAAUGAUAUAUAGAAAAUUUCUUAUUUAAUUCCAUAAUAUAGAAAUGGUAAUUAUUGAUUUAAUUUAUAUCUAAUAAAACACCAUAUUCUGCUUCACUACUGAUGCAAGUCCUUUCUGCAUUUUUGAACAGUCGAUCUUCAUUGCUGUUUAUAUUUUCCCUUUUUUUUUGGGGGGGGGGGCAUUAGAGGAAACUAUGUAAUAACAUUUUUUUUUUUUAAACUUUUUCUCAUCUAAAAAAAACUAUAUAUUAAUGUCUGUUUUCUUGUUUAGGCCAUUAAAAUAAAUUCUUAUGAUUUAUCCAUAUAAUUUAUUGAUGAUUUAUCCAUAAAUAUUUAUUGAUGAUUUAUGAAAAAUACAUUAUAAUUAUCUUAUGAUUUAUCCAUAUUCAGACAGAUGAGUAUUUGGAUGAAUUGAGUUUCGGUAUUUAUAAAUUAUAAUGAACAAUUUAUAACAAGUCAUAUCACUGACUCUCCGACCCGCCCGAAGGCACACGGAUAAAGAAAACUAAAAGACCGGAUCGCCGCAACAGCAACACUGGCGGUAACUGUGGUUGUGUCCUAAGGGCCAUCACCGGCCACGGUACAACCCUUCCCGAAGGAAGUACGUCACGUCAUCAAUGGGAGGAGCUAGAUCCCCUAACCUUUUUGUGUACUCUCCAGGGUGGCGAGAUCCAACCACGAUACCGCAAGCGUCUCAUCCUCUUUUCGAGGGACCCCCCCCCGGGGGGUACAUGUUAGUGGAAAAUCAUACCUCACUGUUGAGCAAUCAUUUUGGGAAUUCUAAAAAUUAAAAAGUAAGCAUUGACAUAAUUAUGACAUUACUGAAAACCUUUUAAAAAAUGAAGCAUACACUUAUUACCUACCAAAAUAUUGAAGAAAAAAGUAUAUAAAAACUCAGCAAUGAAAUGAACAUCUAUCUUGUUUGCAAAGAAAAUAUAAUAAAAAUAUAUCCGGCUAAAUAUUGAGUUUUAAAUCCAAAAUUUAACUGGAAAUGUGAUAAUAUCUUGAGUUGUUACUUUGUAGUGUGUACUAAUAUGCAUUAUAAAUCAUUUAAGUUCGGAAACAUAUUAAUAUCCUAGCAAUACAAAUAUUUGUUGAUUUUGUUUGAUUAUAUUUUCAUGUUUUUAUGUUUUGCACUUUAUUAUUGUUUAAAAAAGAAAAGGCCAAGUACAUAAAUAUUAGUAUUUAAGAUCAAAUGCUCUGUUACAAAGAAAUUUGUAUCAUUUUAUGGUGCGACUGUUUUGUAACUAUUGAGUCAUUUUAUAUUAUCAUACAUGUGAUAUUCUUUCUUUUUUUGUUUCCACCUUCCUGUAAAUACAAUUCUUCUCAUGUA
Messenger RNA from Argiope bruennichi, 5126 nucleotides. Its product is annotated as transmembrane 9 superfamily member 1-like. Gene Ontology annotation, cellular component: membrane. Gene Ontology annotation, biological process: protein localization to membrane. Lineage: Eukaryota; Metazoa; Arthropoda; Arachnida; Araneae; Araneidae. The record is from RefSeq and is a predicted model, not a curated record. The transcript is spliced from 15 exons. The coding region runs from base 72 to 1829 and encodes 585 amino acids.